AACAAGCAAAAUAAACAAAAAUGGGGCGCCUGUCAGUGUGGGACGUUUUGGAAAUAUGACGUGAUUCUUGAAACAUAGAGGUUCGUUUUAGACAUUAUUUUAUCGCUACCCACAGUCAGCCAUCAGUGUAUGACACCGUUAAUAUCGUAUUUGAUGUGUUAACAGCUGAAUCUCGACUCUGUGAUGAGCUGUGACAAUGGAUAGUGAUCUGAGCCAACAGGACAAGAAAGACUUGGAUAAAUUCAUCAAAUUCUUUGCAUUGAAGACAGUGCAAGUCAUAGUUCAAGCCCGACUUGGGGAAAAGAUCAGCACAUGCUCAUCUUCAUCACCAACAGGUUCAGACUGGUUUAAUCUGGCAAUAAAAGACAUCCCUGAGGUGACUCAUGAGGCAAAAAAAGCUCUUGCCGGACAGCUGCCUGGCCUCGGGCGGUCUAUGUGUGUGGAAAUCUCCCUCAAAACCUCAGAGGGCGACUCCAUGGAGCUGGAAACAUGGUGUUUGGAAAUGAAUGAAAAGUGUGAUAAGGACAAUAAAGUGUCCUAUACAGUUUAUAAUCGGCUGUCUCUGCUGCUCAAGUCUUUACUGGCCAUCACCAGGGUGACACCUGCUUACAAGCUUUCACGUAAACAAGGACACGAUUAUGUCAUAUUGUACAGGAUUUAUUUUGGGAAUGUCCAGCUGACAGGUCUUGUGGAAGGGUUCCAGACAGUGCGAGUGGGUAUUGUGGGCACACCCAUAGGCACCAUCACUCUGUCCUGUGCUUACCGCACUAACCUAGCCCUCAUGUCCUCAAGGCAGUUUGAGAGGACGGGCCCCAUCAUGGGUAUCAUCAUUGAUCAUUUUGUGGAGCGUCCCUUUGCUAAUAUGGCUCACAUGCACCCCUGCAGCUUCAGAGAGGAUGAGGGAGGGCCCUAUGCAGGAAUAGAAGACUCUCAGGAGGUGUGCACUACAUCCUUUUCCACCUCCCCACCAUCACAGUGUGUAUGCACUGUAAGUCAGGCACACUUUAAGACACCUAAGACGGCUCUGAUGGCCACGCUGAAGGUUCCCCUCAUGGGGCUUGGCAUCUCAAAGCAAUAUGAGUCUCUCUCAUUCUCUCAGCUGUACAGCUCUCGUCUGUCAUAUCAGACUCCUGCCCUGGGCACUGUGGAUUUGUGCCACCCUCCAGCUUGUACUGCUGUUGCACAUCCUCACCAGAUGGCUGUGCCAGGUAAAGAGGGUGGAGUCCCACAGGUGCCGGCUCAACCUAAUCACGGCACUAAUGCCGAGCAUGGUCGUAUCCAGUCAUACCCCACCGGAGAGUCACCGCAGCAGGCUCCACCCACGUCUUGCAUCAGUGACGUGAAGCGUGUGUCACCCUCAGAUGCUCUAGAGACAACCUAUACAAGAAAAGUCGGAGCUUUUGUCAACAAAGCCACCACUCAGGUGACAAUGGCCAGUCUGGAUCUCCCUUUUGCUGCAUUUGCUCCAAGAGUCUUUGACCUGGAGGAGAACGACCCAAUGGUGCACCCUCCUCCAUCACCAGCCCCAUUGUCCCCCAUGCAAGGCAGCCUGCACUCAGAUAGCUCGAGCCAAAGCGGAGGACAACAACAUGAUGACUUUGUCAUGGUUGACAUUAAGCCAGCGUUCUCGAAGGAUGACCUUCUACCAAUGGACCUGGGCACUUUCUAUAGAGAGUUUCAGAACCCUCCUCAACUUGCAAGUCUGUCCAUUGAUGUCAGUGCUCAAUCUAUGGCUGAAGACUUGGACUCUCUUCCAGAGAAACUGGCCAUUUAUGAGAAAAACAUUGACGAGUUUGACGCAUUUGUGGACACCCUACAAUAGAUCACAGCUGAGAUUGCAUCUUUAGAACUUCAUUGAACCUCUCCAUUAACCAUGUUUUAUGUCAGUUUUGCCUUUUGAAAUAAGCUCUGAAGAGAAUCAUCAUUUGGGAAAAAGAGGAACAGAGCAACAUGAAAAGCUCACCCUUGUAUUUGUUAAGAUAACAGAACUUUGUAAAUGAAGCUCAAUGUAAUGAAUGUAUAAACCUGUACUUGCCUUUAUUUUGUCAUCAAAACAACACACCCAGCACACUGACUCACUAACUACAUUUCCAUCCAAGGAUUUUUUGUGAAAAAAGUUUUAGCGCAUUAGAAUAAACCUGAUGGAAACGCAAAUUAUCGCUAAAAUUUCACAAGUGUCGACAUAAUAUUUUUCCGUUUAACUCUAGCGCAUAAACUCUAUGUCGAUACUUCAGAUGUCGCGAAAAACUGGUUUGGACACUUUUUGUCGAGAAAAUUGGCAUUAACUCAAAAAUAUAUUGUCACAUGACAGAAUUUACCCCAAUCGUUAGCCUGUGUUAAUCAUGAUGACGGUAUACAUCCUUGAAAGCCAAUUUAUUGUACGUGAUUAUGGAUUGAUCUUAACGGCAUAUAGAUCUGAUGCUGCAAACAUGACACUUCCAGGAGUACCAACACAAAUAUCUUGUAGCAUGCACAUUGACAAGUGCAUAGAGAACAAAUUAAUGGCCACUGUUUGUGAUUAAUUUAAUCGCGGUAGCAAUCCAUUUAUUUAUUGAAGUUGCUUUUACACACCAUUCAAAAUAAUAGACGGCAGUCAAGGAAUUAGCCCACAAUACAAAAAACAUAUAAUUUCUGUGCACAAAGAUGUUUUAAAUUAAAAAUAAAUACACAAUACUAGAAGAAAAGCUUCACUGUGCUUUUUUUGGAGCAUAUAACCCAAUUCUAUUUAAUUAUUGUUUAGCUUACUUAAAAUUCCCUGUAUGAAAUUAAAUAAAUUACCAAACGAAAAAAAUUAUAUUAUUAGACCUAUAUAGGCAUAUCUUUACACAAACUUAAAUUAGCUUUACCCUGUUCUGUAGAUAAAAAAAAGUGGCUGAAGGACAUUCUCAGAAUGUUCUACACUAUUUUUAAAGGUGCAGUACGUAAGAUUCAGAAACCCUUGUUAUUAAUGACACCUGUGGCCAUUAAAUGAACUGCAGCCUGUUGCUCGUGAUCGCACACACACACUAUACGGGAUGCGAGUGAGCAUGACAAAAACAAACAGACUGAACGUGAUUCACCGGCAUCAUGAUCACAGAUGAGGUAGCAUAAUUAAAAUUACACAGUUAUGAUUGUUUUACUACAAACUUUGAGACUGUAUAUUAUAUUUGACUCUCCAGUGUUGGAACAGGGCUAAAACAAAGUGUGGAUAUAGGUCUGACUAUGCGAGACUGUAGUUCGAUGUAAUCACUUUUCUUUGCAUGAUACAUUGACUGCAUUUAUACGAUAGCCUAUGUCAGAGUUAGCUAGCUAGCCAGCUUUAUCAAUAGCUGUUAGCUAAAUUUAGUGGAUGACAAUAGCGGUUUAUAAAAUAAACUGUACAUUAUAAAUAUGUUGACACAAUUCAGUAUUGAUGUGAUUCCAUCACUACUGUAAUUUUGAUAUAUCGAUGCGCUAUUGUUCUAUAAUAAUAGAUUGUAUAUAUUUUCUGUAUAACCAAGUUACGUUACACUAAUGCAUGGAGCUUUUUGCAUUAUCUUGAACAUUGUCUAGCAUUCAUUUAAUGUGUUAUUGUAGUUUACCUUGCUGAAUAAUUACAGAUUAACAUUGACUUUAAGCUGACUUUAGUAUAAAGAGAAGAUCGUUGAAAUUAUUUGAAAGUUACGAAGCAAAGUAGCUUGCAAUUCGUCAGCAUUAGCAGGCAAGAUCAAGUUAGAUAAAAUUACACAGAUCAAUCCUUAUGGCACUAUAUUCACAUGCUUUGCAGUUAUGUAAGCUUACCUGUCCAAUAAGAAGAACGCCAAUUCAGGGUUGGAUUUGAUCCCCAAAACCGAACGAAGUUCCCUCCGGGAAUCAAAUGCCCUGCCGAUGUUCACUCUAGUUUUCGCUCGACCACGAUCACGUUCCCGCUUAGCCAGAUGGGAUUCAGUAGGGUUUUUUUUUGUUUUUUUUGGGGGGGGGGGGGGGUUCGGUUUACUCGGAGUUUGUGUAGGAGUCGGUGUUGUGCUGGGAGCCGGCCAUUUGCUGGAUUCCAUCUCAAAGAUAAAGUUACCUAGUGUUGCAGUUUGUUGUCGUUGUUGAAUAGCAGAAGAGAAGCACUGAGGCAAGGCUCUCGGGAGCGCGCAUAAACGUCACACCCUAUGGAUUUUCCCAGCAAAACCGACCCGCUCCCUUCACAUGAAAAUCAGCCUACAGGCUUUAAUAGGCAACCUAGGAAGUCCAGGAAUUUUUUUAAGUUGCAUUACAAACCAUUCACACAUUGGCAAAAAAAAAACAUGAAUAUUACAUUUAAACAUUUUUACGUAUUGCACCUUUAAGACUAUAUCAGAAUUGUUUGUCCAAUGCUGAAUUCACUUUCAAAAAAUGAGCUUUUGAACAUUUUGAAACUUUUAAAUAUUUUAAAUCUAACCCUCUUUACCUCGGAUCGUGUUUGCUGAGCUUCUUCAGAAAAUGUAAAUUCCAUUAUGAUGCUAAAAUUAAUUUUAGAUGAUAAUCAAGUUCAGUUGGUCAUUAAAAGUUGUGGGACAUAAUGCAGUUGUGAUGGCAAUGCUUUAGAUUAGAUGAUUGUUCAAAAUUGCCUCUUGAUUAUCAGGAAUGUAUUAUACAUGUAAACCCUGAUAUUACACAGCAUCAAUUUUUCUUUAAUAGUUGUGCAUACAGCAUAUACACAUCGAUGGAUGGUCCUUAUACUAUGACCGAAAGUUUCCCCCACUACUUAGUGCAGGUUGCCAGCUUGCGGGUCGGAACCGGUGGCAACCUGCGAUAGGCGCAACAUCAGGACCAAUAUUACAGUCCUAUCAGAAGGGCAACUGUUCCCUUGAUUGCAAUUCCUCCUCUUCUGAUUGCAUUUAUUUGUGAAAUUAAAAUGACAGUAAGCUGGCUAAUUUCAAUGAAUUGUCUCAAUUCUCUCCCCAUUUUACAAAACUUCAGAGGAAAAAAAUUAGGGACACGCAAGGUACACAAUUAGCGAUAAACACACAUUGCUGUAUGGAAACAGCUUAAGGGCAGAUUUAUUUUGCGAUAAACCAAAUCUUAUGUGACAGUGUUUUUUUUUUAGGCAUGACAUCACGCACACCAUUUUUAUUGAUAAAAGGCCAUUUGAAUGGAAACAGGCAGAAGAUUUCGCUAAAUUUGUUUUACGCAUUUUCACAUUGUCGAUAACAAAAUAGUGUGAAAAGUGGAUGGAAACUAGGCUACUGAAGCAGAUUACUAUAGCACUGAUAUUAUCUAAAGUCUCAAAAUACUUUGCAACAUCCAAGUGAGGAAAAACUUGACAUGUCCUGUUUUUAUAGGCUUACACAUAAAUGACACUAUAGUUAACAGUGACAGUAGUGAAUUGUGAGUCCAUUUCCACUUACCUGCAUCUUGUAAAUGCCAAAGAAAAUGCAUUGUACCAUCAUUUUUAUCUGUCUUUAAAUGGGGAAGUUCAUGAUCACUAAUGUGUCUUGUGAAAAAUACUCAUCCUGUGUGUGUGUUUGGUUUUUUUUUUUUUCAUGAUUUUACAUCAAAAGCUUUGUUGGUGAGUCCUUUAGGAGCUGGACCUUCUUUAAUUCUUUUAAGUGUCUUCUUUAUCCCCCUCACUUUGUUAAUUUGGCAUGUAAAUGUUGUGUAAUAAACUUGCUAAUUUCA
Messenger RNA from Myxocyprinus asiaticus (Chinese sucker), 5607 nucleotides. RefSeq names its product autophagy-related protein 13-like. Lineage: Eukaryota; Metazoa; Chordata; Actinopteri; Cypriniformes; Catostomidae. Gene Ontology annotation, biological process: piecemeal microautophagy of the nucleus; mitophagy; autophagosome assembly. The coding region runs from base 197 to 1822 and encodes 541 amino acids. The transcript is spliced from 18 exons. The record is from RefSeq and is a predicted model, not a curated record. Gene Ontology annotation, cellular component: extrinsic component of membrane; phagophore assembly site; Atg1/ULK1 kinase complex.